AUGAAAUCCAUUACAUCAAUAUUAACAACAAUUGAUAAUAUUAUUCAACGAGCAAAUGAGGUAAAAGUGUAUCAAGAUCAUUUGAAACUACUAAUAACUAGUUUAAUUCGUCUUCGACAUGGAUUUAAUGAUAAACUUGCAAUAUCAGAAGAAAGUCGUUCAAAAAACGAUCUUGCAGAAAUACUAAAAGCUAUUGAUGAAGUUGUUACAAGUUGUAGUGAAAAUGAAAAUUACCUUAAUGGAGUGACUAACAAAGAUCUCGAAUCUGUACUGUUUCGUCUUCAAUAUCGAUUAGCUCAAUAUGAAGCUAAUCUAACAGAUGAUUAUGAAAUGAGAGUCAAAAUACUAUGUAAUACUUGUCAAGAACAACAAAUAUUUGUUCAGAAAUCCUCUGAGGAAACAAUGAGACGAAGAUUAGACACAAUAGAACAACAAACAAAGAAAAAUAUCAUAGAAAAACUCCGUCUCUUACGUGAAAAAUAUUCUAAAAUGAUUGAAUCUUAUCUUCGCACUUGUAUUGAACAACAUCGAGAUGAAACUCUUCCUGGUCUCACUGGUGAUAUUGUUGCCAAAGUUGCCCAUAUUUUCUAUCGAAUCUCUAACGAAGAAAGAAUUUUAUUAGAGAAUAAAUGGCGAACAUCUGAACUUCCUAUCACACGUACAUUCAUUCAUUUGAAAGCUGAUAAAUCUACAUCAUUCGAAAGAAAUGAAUUACGACAAAUGUUUAUGGAAGAUGAAGGCAAUAUGAAACAAGGUACACGACAUAGACAAGAAACAUCGAAAGGAACAUGGGAACGAUUAGUUUCAGAUGCCUACAUAAUGUCGAUAGUUGAAAGAAAUCACUAUUUCGAAAACGAGAAUAUCACUGAAGAGAGCAUUAUUCGAACUAAACGUUGGAUUGUUAUUUUGGGUGAUCCAGGAAGUGGAAAAACAAGUUUUGUUCGAUGGCUUAUUCAUCAUCUUGCUCAAACACUUCUUCUCAAUGAAAAGCAGUCAACUAAUUAUGGACCUCUUCGUAUACCAAUUUUAAUUCGUAUAGAAGAGUUUGCUGAAAUAUUAAAAGAACAACCAUUACUCACUUUGUUUGAUUAUAUUGGAAAACAUAAAUGGAUGGGAAAGUCAAUUGUUAAUGAUUCAACGAUCUCGCCUGAUAAUAUAUCACGUGUUCUUCAAGAUUAUAUUAAACAAGGCCAAGCUCUAAUCAUACUUGAUGGUCUCGAUGAGAUUCCUGUUUCAAAUCAACGUUCAAAAAUCAUUAAUAUUGUUGAAAGCUUUGUCAAUACUUAUGUUCAGACACCUAUAGAUAUUACUACCUUUGACAAUGUAUAUUUAAGUAAAUUAUUCGAUGAUCCAUCUCGAUCUGGAGGUAACCAAUUGAUCGUUACAAGUCGUAUAGUCAAUUAUCAUAGUGCUCCAUUAACUGGACAAUUUACUCGUUGCACAAUUCAACCUACGCAUAAGAAAUAUAUAACAGAUUUUGUUGAUUAUUGGUUUUUUCAUGUACAUCAAUGUAUCAUUGACAUGUUACGUCUUCCAUUAGUUAAUCAAGCAGAAAAACAUAGUAAAGCACUGAAAAAAGAAUUAAGAAAACCUAAAAAUAUUAGUCUUCUUGAAAUGGCUUCGAAUCCUGGUAUAUUGUCAUCUAUUUGUACCGUAUAUUUCCAUCAAUUAGAUGGUCCACCAAUACCUCCUCAACGUUUUCUUCAGUAUCAAUCAAUUGUUAAAGUAAUACUAAAUUUAUGGCAUAGUAGAAUGCCGACUAUUGACACAUCAAAAGUGAUUCGAAUUUUGACUGAUAUUACUUCCUGUAUGCAUCAAAAUCCUGCAUCGAAUUUUAUUACGAAUGAUGAAAUAAAAGAAAUCUGUGUUCAAACGAUCAAAACUUCCAUAAAUAUGACAUCAAUAACAAGAGACGAUAUUCAUCAUUUCGAAGAACAAGCAUUUGAAAUGACACGAGUCAUUCGUGAUAAUGUUGGUAUGUUAACAUCGCAAGGUGAAUCACUUUAUGGUUUUCUUUAUCUAGCAUUUCAAGAAUAUUUCACUUGCUUGAAACUACUCGAAGGAGGUACGUCAGAAAAACAGAUUCUUGUUACUGAUGGAUUAAAUCGAGACAAAAAAAUUCAACUUAUCACUCAAUCGUUAUGUCGUCACACGAAUGAUCUACGAUUUCGAGUGCCAAUUGCACUUGCUCUCGAAAAAAUUAGUUCGUCUUGGCCCCGAAAUGAUUUUGACGAUCUCUGCUAUGAAUUUAUACAAGCUCCAGAUGAAUAUGAUUCUCUAUUACCACUUGGUGCUUAUAUCUUAAUUAAUUGUGUUGAUGACUUUGUUAAUUAUCCUUCGAAUAAAGUUUUGUUUGAUGCUUUGGAUCGUUUAAUAAUCGCAGCUGGUCAACAUAAAUGGUCAAUUGUUUGUCCGUUUCUAUUCGAUCAAAUUACAAAUGCAUUGAGAAAAUUUCGAAAUGAUGUUGUUUCAUUAUGGAUUAAUAAAUUGUUGUGUGAGUCUUCUCGGCAUGAUAUUCAGACAAUAACAGCUCUUUGUCAUUUUCUUGAAGGAAAACCUCAUGAAUUUGAAAAUAUUAAAUGGUUACGUCAAUCAUCUUGCUCGAUGCUUCAAUCGUUAUCAACACUUGAUAAUGAAAAUAAUGGAUUUGCUAUUGAUCGAUUAUUAUUUAAAAUUGCUUUCUCAAAUCAUCAGUUAUUACCUUCGAAUCCAAGUACUUUCAAAGAGUUCCUAAUUGAUAAAAACAUUGAAAUAAAUUCAAUGCCUGUGAUUCUUUUCCCAUUAAUAAUUGCUCUAUAUGGCGGGUUAGCACGAAAUGGUCAAACUGUUAUCUUUAAUCCUUCAUGUAUUCAUCGAGAAUCAACUGUAUUAACACCGAUGUUAAUACGUUUUCUUUUCGAAAAUGAUCGUAAUAAACAAGAUCAAAAUUUAAAAAAAUUAAAACAAGAAUGUAUAAAAUCUUUUGCGAUACGAAUGGAAAAUCAUGAUGAAUCAUCAGAAGCAGUUGAUUUAUGUAUUGCAACUAUCUGUCUGUAUAACAUUGAAUAUUUACAAGAUACUUUAGAUAUUAUCUCCAAUUCUUUUUUACGCAUCUGUAUGAAUCGAUUAAAAUAUAUUUCAAUGAUAUUACGUCAAUUCUAUUUUGUUGCUGACGAAAAAGAUCUAUCUAUGGAAAAUGAAACAACCAAAUUUAUUUCAACUAGUAUCGAAAAAUUUCAAUAUUUUGAAUCAGCAAGAAUUCAUUUUCUAGAUUUGUUAAAUUCAUUAAGAAGUAGUGUUGCAUGUAUACGAUCUUCUUCAACAUCAAUUUUGUUGGAAGGAGUAUCAAGAUCUUAUCGACGAGUGACAUUACGUUUGCCUAAUUCUCUGCGAAAAGAAAAUCAAUUUCUUAAUGGUCUAUUAACAACAGAUGUACGAUUUUCUUCUGAUAAAAAAUCUUGCUCAUUAAUACAUCAUUUCACUAAACUUUUUUGGCCAUUAGAACAAAAUGAUAAAUUUGAUACACAAUACAGAGUAGCAGUUGCUAUGAAUAAUGUACCAGAAUAUUUAUUAUUUCGUAACGAUGAAGAUAUUUUAAUUUCAUUAACAUUUGUUCCUUCACAUUUACAAAAUCUUUAUAUUCGAUUAUUGAAAGAAGAAUUUAUUACGAUCAAUCCAAAAGAUUCGAUAGCUAAAACAAGACAACAUCUUUAUUUUGGUCACAUUCUAACUGAAUGUUUAAUGUUUUUAUCAAAUGCAUUAUGUAAAAGACUGUCGAUUCGAACUGCUUUAAUUGCCCUAUUGCCUUGGCUUCGAAUGCAGCAAUUAGAAAACUUUGGCAGUAGUCUUUUAUGGACGUUAACUUCAAAAGAUCCUGAUGCUUUGGACAAUUUUGAGAAACAAAGAAAACGUUCAAUGAAUCUUGAAACUGGCCGAUAUAUGGAUACAGAUAAGAAGUUUUUUAAAGGAUCUUAUCUAACAGAUGAAAAACGAAAAACAAUAAUCCGAAAUAAUAUUCAACAAGAAUAUGAAAGACUUCAAAAUGCUUCAAUUGAUAAUGAUGAAAGAAAUGUAAAACUUUAUUCUUCAUCAAUCUCUUUAGCACGUUUGUGUCGUUGGACUGAAGAUGAAAGAAAGUUAUUUUUAUUAGAACAAAGUAUAAACGGAGCUAUGUCAAUUCAGAAUAAACUGGCUCGUCUUGAUGCACUAUGUGUAAUUGCUUUUUAUUCACAUUCCGUCUAUGAUCACAUUAAAGUCGAUCGAGAUAGAUCUCUAACAAUGGAAAUUGAACAUCAAUUCAAUGAAAUUUAUCCUAAUUUACCUCUUCUAUUACAAACAGCUAUUUUCAUUAGAUGUUUACCUUUACUUCAACAUUCACAAACAAUCGAUAAUUGUCUUCAAAAUCUCAUUAAUAAAUUUGCCAAUACAGAUCUACGAGAUCAACAAGCAGUCAUUGAAGCCUUAUUACCAUACAUGCAAUUGAAUUGUGUAUUUUCAUCUAUUACGAAUUGUUUCUCUUAUAGUCUACAAGAUCAAAAUAAAACAAUACAUAAUAAAUCUUCUGCUUUGAAGACAUAUUUUAAUAUUGGUACGCGUGAAAAUUUAUCAUUUUCAUUAUCCAUUUCUAAUUUGUAUCUUGUGGAAUUAGCCAACGAUUUAUAUGAAUGUAUUAAAAUGGAUAAACGUCUAUUUAGCAUCGAUGAAUCCAUUGAAACAAAACUAUUUCAAUUCGAAAAUAGUAUUUUGACAGAAGCACAAGCAUUAACAAUAACUAAUAUACUUUCUUUCGUUUCGUUGACAAAUCGAUAUAAUCAGCAUGAAAAUAUUUGGAUUAUCUUAAACAAUGCUCUUCAUCGUAUGAAUUGGAUAGAAUUAAAAGCAUGUCGUUUGCUAGAAUCUUGGUUGAAAUGGAAAGAUUCAAAUGAAUUCUCUUGUUUUGCCUAUCAUGCUGCACUUCUUCUCAUUAAUUCUGAUAUAUGGUCUGUCGAAGCUACAGCAAUUGUAUGUGAUCUUCUAUCUAGUGACAAUGAUCGUUUUCGUCAGAGAGCUGAAAUAAUACUCCGAACACCAAAUAAGCAUAAUGUUCGAACUAGUUCAAUAUUGGGCAUUGAUGUUUUAUUCACUUUACUUAAGAAAAAAGUUCAUUAUCAUUUAACUUCAUCAUCUGCCAAACUCACAUUAAAUCGAUUGUUCGAAAAUAUAACUUUAGAUGUUCAAUCUCAUCUAGAAAUAUUACUUUGGCUAGAAAGAUACAGAAUUCAUGCAUUGACUAACAAGGAAUAUUCUUUCAACGAGUUAAGAUCAUCAAGAAAUUCUCAUGUAACUUCAUUUUUUUCAACUGAUAUAGCAAUAGAUGCAUGUGCCUAUGCUAAUUCGUUUCGACUUUCAAGUGAUUUGAUAGCAUAUAUGUGUGAUAUGAUUGCAUCGAAUUUAUUUUCAUUCUGGGCGAUUGAUGAAGAUACAACAACAAAUACAGUUUCGGAAAGUCAUACUCGAUUUGUGGUGUCAGUACUUUUGACUUUAAACAACUUACUGAAUCAUAAUAAUGAAACACGACAAAUAACAAUUAUUGCUCUUAUGAAUUUAUUCGAGAUGUUGGACAAAAAUGAAAUUCGUCAAGCAGUAGCGUAUGCUCUUGGCUAUGUGUGUAAUGAACAAACAUAUAAAAGUUUAUUUGAAAAAAUUAUAUUGGUAAUGAACAGUAUACUGAAUGAGACUUCUACCUACUCCAGUAAUGUUUUGAGUGCACUAAUUUCAAGUUAUUCCUAUUGUAUAUCGAUAUGUAAAGUGAUAGUUGAUCAAGAUGAUUUGGAUUUAUUUUGUACUUUGUUAAGGCAUGACUCUCAAGAUAUUUCAAAAGCAGCUCGAAUAGGAUUUGGUCGUAUUCUCAAAGAUACGUCCUUUUUACUCGAAAUGCUGGGUCUUGAUUAUAUAGAGUGUUAUCAUGCACUAAUCGGAUCGACUGCAUACAUAUAUCUUUACGAUAUUCAACAAAAUAGUGAAAAUGCUAUCGCAAAGUUUAUUGAAGAGCAUCCUACUUUUUUGGCAAUCUUUAUGGUUGAAUUAUAUGAUAACAUUCGUAAAUUUCCUACUAAGAUAUUGUCUAGUGCAGACACUGAUUACAAUUUAGCUUACGGAUAUCCUGCAUAUGUAAAAAUUGCUAGUUUAAUUGCUAUACGCAUGCCGACAGAAUUUUGUGCCUUUAUCAAAUAUUGGUGUGAUGGAGAUAAUUUGAAACGUGCAUUGUUUUAUACGAGUAAACAACAUAAUUUUUCACAACGUGCUGCUUGCUUAACCAUUCUAUCACUUUUGGGUGAGUUAACAGUCGAUUUAUGUGAGAUGUUCAUUGAAACUGUGCGUGAUGAUCCACAUAUUCAAAAUAAUUGUUAUAAAUGUAUCACACACAUUCAUUCUAUUAGAGAUGAGAAAGUCAUUUUAAAUCUUUUAUUAUCUUAUUUAAAAUCAAAAUCCAUGAAUGUUCGAUAUGUUACAGUUAAAAUACUUCUUCAUCUUUCUCAAUCAUCUCUUAUCCCAUCUAAACAAGUUCACACUAUACUGAAUGAUCUUAUGUUAGACCCAAGUUCAAAUGAAGGUCUAUGGUUAAUUGAAGAGCAAGAUGGUCUCUUGGCAAAAUGUGAAUAUUAUUAUGCUGGUUCAUUAAAAAAUGUUAUAUAUUCACUUCUGAUUCAACAUGUAACUGGACAUAAAAGUGACAUUCUUCGAAGAAAUGAAUUCAAUGACAUUGAUUUGGAUUUCAUUGAGUCGAAAAAAGCAUCCCGUCUCGCUUCAUGUAUUUAUGAGGAAAAAAGCUGA
Messenger RNA from Rotaria sp. Silwood2, 6792 nucleotides. NCBI's taxonomy places the organism in Eukaryota, Metazoa, Rotifera, Eurotatoria, Philodinida, Philodinidae. The record is from the annotation of a GenBank genome assembly.